Messenger RNA from Rangifer tarandus platyrhynchus (Svalbard reindeer), 858 nucleotides. The record is from the annotation of a GenBank genome assembly. Lineage: Eukaryota; Metazoa; Chordata; Mammalia; Artiodactyla; Cervidae.
AUGUACAUCUUUUUUCUUGAGAACUACAACUCCCAAGAGACAGCUCGGCGCCGCCGCACCGCCUCCCGCUGUGGCCCUGCCCCGUCCCCUCCCUCCAGCCCCGCCCUCCCGCUAGUCCCCUCCCCUCCCUCCGAGCGUGGGUCAGAGACCCAGAGGCGGUGGAACCGUCGGGGGGCGCCGCCGCCGCCGCCGCCUCCAGCAGCAGCACCAACCUCGCCGCGCUUUCGGAUUUGCCUCGAGCCCUCCCGGAGCGCAUCACAAAGCGGAUCCCGCGGCUCUUCCUCCGCCCGCGGCUUCUCCAGCGUUCGGCUCCGCGGCCAACUUCCCCUCGCUGGGCUCGGCCGGCUGGCGAGCAAGGCGGCGGCGGAACGCCGGGCUGUCUGCUCGCGAUCCGCGCGCACGCACACUUCUCCCCCCUCGCUCCGGGUGUCGGGGCCGUGCUGGGAUUCCGGCCACCAGCAGUUGUCCGGUGAGUGUGGCCGCAGGAGGGGUCGCGGCGGGGCCGCCGAGGGGUGCGGGCCAGGCAGGCGCGCAACUUCCUCAGUGGCUUGCCCGGGCGGCCGGCCGCCCGGCUCUCCCCUCCCGCCUGCGCGCUCCCGCGCCAGAGGCGGCCGGGAGCGGAGUUUGCGGCGCCGGCAUCCCGCGCCCUCGCAGGAGGAAGCGCCUUUGUCAGGAGCCGGCCCGGCGCGCCCUCCCCCUCUGCCUGGGAGCGGGCGCGCGGGUGGCCAAGUCCGAGCCCCGCGCUCGGGGCCGGGUCGCCAGCUGCCGGAGGGGAGCUCCGCGGGGGCGGGAAGCGAGACCGAAACCAAAGGGAAACAAAAGGGGUCGUGGGCUUUUCUUUUGUUUGUGCGACACUGA